This is a messenger RNA of Argiope bruennichi, 485 nucleotides long. RefSeq lists its product as uncharacterized. The transcript is spliced from 3 exons. The record is from RefSeq and is a predicted model, not a curated record. NCBI's taxonomy places the organism in Eukaryota, Metazoa, Arthropoda, Arachnida, Araneae, Araneidae. Bases 74 to 379 code for a protein of 101 amino acids.
GCUUCCCUGGGAGAAGAUUCGUCAGACAGCAUCACCAGAGAAGGUUGAAUUUUGAGCUACUCCAGAAGUAACAAUGGUCAACCGACUUGUCGUUUUCGCUGCCGCGAUUAUUUUAAUCGUCGCCAAUUUUGAGAAUGUGGUAGCUGGUGGAAGCUGCCAGAGUUACGGACAUUCCUGCCUCGGUGGGCAUGGUAAGAGAAAUGGUGAACCGCCCUUCGGCCUACAUCUCUUGUUACAGCAAGCUCUUCGAGCCCGAAAUGAACUGCCUGGAAAUGCGGUUGCCGAAAUGAAUUACCCUGCGGUUGCCGAUCGUACUGCUUAUGAUUUCAUGAGAGGUUUCACCAACGGUGUAAAAGCUUUGGAAGAAAAGGCGAAGUGAAUCCAGUUGAAUGUUUUUCUCUCUUUCUACAAUCAGAAUUUGGCCCCACAUGUUUAAAAAAUCAUUUCCUUAAAUCAUAUCUCUAAUAAAGCAUCCCAGCAUAGUA